AUGACACUUCAAAACGAGUCAGAAAAGCCUCCACAAGCGGCGACGAGGGCAGCUGCAGCGGUCAUGUUGACGGUCAAAACCGGCUGCAGCAGGAGGCUAGCGCCGCAACAGCUAGCCGGGUUCACCGACGGCUAUCCGGCCAAGCCGGGGCAGGAGGCUGACACCGGGGGAGCAGCAGGCCCGGUUCACCGACAGCUAGCCAAGCCGGGGCAGGAGGCUGACACCGGGGGAGCAGCUGGUCAGGUUCACCGCCAGCCGGAGCAGGAGCCAGCUACAGUGCUAGCAGUCAGCCAGGUGGACCACCAACAGCCGGAGCAACAGGCGGCUAGCCCGGAGCAAGAGGCGGGUACCCUGGCAUCAGCUAGCCCGGAGCAAGAGGCAGGUACCCUGGCAUCAGCUAGCCCGGAGCAAGAGGCGGGUACCCUGGCAUCAGCUGGCCCGGAGCAAGAGGCGGGUACCCUGGCAUCAGCUAGCCCGGAGCAAGAGGCGGGUACACUGGCAUCAGCUAGCCCGGAGCAAGAGGCGGGUACCCUGGCAUCAGCUAGCCCGGAGCAAGAGGCGGCUAGCCCGGAGCAAGAGGCGGGUACCCUGGCAUCAGCUAGCCCGGAGCAAGAGGCGGGUACCCUGGCAUCAGCUAGCCCGGAGCAAGAGGCGGGUACCCUGGCAUCAGCUGGCUUGGAGCAGGAAGAUAGAGAAGGGGAAGAGAGGCAUUGA
Molecule: messenger RNA, 714 nt
Organism: Scomber japonicus (chub mackerel)
Lineage: Eukaryota; Metazoa; Chordata; Actinopteri; Scombriformes; Scombridae
Product: testis-specific gene A8 protein-like
Exons: 4
Coding region: 1-714 (237 amino acids)
Source: RefSeq, a predicted model, not a curated record